Messenger RNA from Vigna angularis (adzuki bean), 1467 nucleotides. Its product is annotated as fatty acyl-CoA reductase 1-like. Gene Ontology annotation, cellular component: intracellular membrane-bounded organelle. Bases 1 to 1467 code for a protein of 488 amino acids. The transcript is spliced from 10 exons. Gene Ontology annotation, biological process: suberin biosynthetic process; long-chain fatty-acyl-CoA metabolic process. Lineage: Eukaryota; Viridiplantae; Streptophyta; Magnoliopsida; Fabales; Fabaceae. Gene Ontology annotation, molecular function: alcohol-forming very long-chain fatty acyl-CoA reductase (NADP+) activity. The record is from RefSeq and is a predicted model, not a curated record.
AUGCCUCAGUUCUUCCAGGGAAAGACCAUUUUAAUCACUGGCACAACGGGCUUCUUAGCAAAAGUUUUCUUGGAAAAGAUUCUAAGAACACAACCAGAAGUUAAAACACUAUAUCUUCUCGUACGAGCAGAAAACAUUGAUUUGGCUGCAAAACGCUUUCAAAAUGAGGUGAUUCUGACAGAUUUAUUUAGAGUGUUACGGGACCAAUGGGGUGAAGAUUUUGAUUCUUUCAUCUCGAGCAAGAUUGUGGUCAUACCAGGAGAUGUUUCUCUCCAUAACUUUGGUCUGAAAGAUGAAAAGCUUAAGAAUAAGAUGUUGGAAGAGACCAACGUUGUUGUGAAUUUUGCAGCAUCUACUAAAUUUGACGAAAGAUUUGACAUCUUAAUGGGUGGAAAUACAAUGGGUGCCUUACAUGUCUUAAACUUCGCAAAGAAUUGUCGCCAGAUAAAGGCUUUUGUGCAUACAUCAACUGCAUAUGUGUGUGGAGAGAUUAAGGAUAGAAAAACAAUUGUGCAAGAGAAACCCUUUGAGAUGGGUCAGACCCUGAAAGAGACCUCGAAAUUAGACAUCACUGCAGAAAUGAAUUUGUUGAAGAAGAAAAUCGAUGAACUCCGAUCAGAGAAUGCUACUGAAAACACAAUCAGAUAUGUAAUGAAAGAUUACGGAAUUGAAAGAGCAAAGUUGUAUGGUUGGCCAAACACAUACACAUUCACAAAAGCAAUGGGAGAGAUGCAAGUGGUUCAUCACAAAGAUAAUGUUCCACUAAUCAUUAUACGUCCCACCAUGGUUACCAGUACCUUUAAGGACCCAUUUCCUGGUUGGAUUGAAGGCUUAAGAACUCUGGACAGCAUAAUAUGUAGCUUUGGUCAAGGGAAAAUAACAAGCUUUCUUGGUCAUCCCAAGACAAUUUUGGAUACAAUACCUGCGGACAUGGUUGUCAAUUGUAUGAUGACAGCAAUUGUUGCUUGUUCAAAUGAAGCUCCAAAGAAUUUCAUCUACCACGUUUCUUCAUCGUCAAGAAAUCCAUUCAGAAUUGCCGAUGUUCGUGAUUUCAGCUAUAGUUAUUUCACUAAAUUCCCAAUCAGAAACAAAAUUGGAAAGCCAAUAACAGUUUCCAAGCCAACUUUGAUAUCAAGUAGGGUUGCUUUCGACAUUCUCAUGACAGUCCGAUAUUGUUUGCCACUAAAGGUGUUAAAUUUGGUGAACGAAGCGUUUUGUCAAUGCUCUCGAGAUGUUUACGAGGAUAGCUACAAAAAAAUCAAAAGGGUGACACGACUGGUUGAACUGUACAAACCAUACCUGUUUUUUAAGGGCGUCUUCGACGAUUCAAACACACAAAAUUUACGAAGAGCAACAAGUAAUAACAUGGAGGUUGAUGGAUUGGACUUUGACCCUAAUAGCAUCGAUUGGGAAGACUACAUGAUGAACACACACAUUCCUGGUCUUGUAAAGUAUGCAUUGAAAUGA